UUCAACCGAAUCGCAGCGGAGAUGUAUUGAAACACUCAAAAGAAAACCAAAAUCAAAACAAAACUGCGGGAGUCCGUAUUCAAACCUACAAAAACUCAACACAACGAAGCUUUCCGCGCGGUUUUUCCAUGUCGAUACCUGGCGCCGAUGAAACCGCCAAAAUUCUGUUCCAAUUUCAACAAUACACCAGAACCUUCGCAAGAACUUCUUCGUUCUUCUCUACUGAAAACUCUUUCUUCUGCCAAAAACACCCCACAGCUACGCACUGUUCAUUCCCUAAUCAUCACUUCAGGUUUGAGCCUCUCCGUCAUCUUUUCCGGCAAACUCAUAAGCAAGUACUCCCAGGUUAAAGACCCAAUUUCUUCUGUUUCAGUUUUUCGCUCUAUUUCUCCAACUAACAAUGUCUAUCUAUGGAAUUCAAUUAUACGUGCUCUUACCCACAAUGGUCUCUUCACUCAAGCACUUGGAUAUUACCAUGAGAUGCGUGAAAAAAAGCUCCAACCCGAUGCUUUUACCUUUCCUUCUGUUAUCAAUUCAUGUGCCCGGCUUUUGGACUUGGAAUUGGGUUGCAUUGUUCAUCAACAUGUUAUGGAAAUGGGUUUUGAAUCGGAUUUAUAUAUUGGUAAUGCAUUGAUCGAUAUGUAUUCUAGAUUUGUUGAUCUUGAUAAUGCACGUUAUGUGUUUGAGGAAAUGUCUAACCGAGACAGUGUAUCGUGGAAUAGUUUGAUUUCUGGGUAUUGUUCUAAUGGAUUUUGGGAGGAAGCUCUGGACAUGUAUCACAAGUUCAGAAUGACUGGGAUGGUACCUGAUUAUUUCACUAUGUCCAGCGUUUUACUCGCUUGUGGAAGCUUAAUGGCUGUUAAAGAGGGUGUGGCUGUUCACGGGGUGAUUGAGAAGAUUGGAAUUACUGGGGAUGUUAUUAUAGGCAAUGGACUUCUUUCCAUGUACUUCAAGUUUGAAAGACUAAGAGAAGCACGUUGGAUUUUUUCCGAGAUGGCUGUGAAGGACUCAGUUACUUGGAAUACCAUGAUUUGUGGGUAUGCCCAACUGGGGCGCCAUGAAGAAUCUGUUAAGUUAUUUAUGGAGAUGAUAGAUGGAUUCAUUCCAGAUAUGUUGUCAAUUACAUCGACCAUACGUGCUUGUGGACAGUCAGGAAAUCUGCAGAUUGGAAAGUUUGUUCAUAAGUACUUAAUUGGGAGCGGGUUUGAAUGUGAUACUGUGGCAAAUAAUAUCCUUAUAGAUAUGUAUGCCAAGUGUGGGGAUCUUUUGGCUGCACAGGAAGUCUUUGACACAACAAAAUGCAAGGAUUCUGUGACAUGGAACUCACUAAUUAACGGUUACACUCAAAGUGGCUAUUAUAAAGAGGGGCUGGAAAGUUUUAAAAUGAUGAAAAUGGAAAGCAAACCAGAUUCUGUCACUUUCGUUCUGCUCCUAUCUAUAUUUUCUCAGUUAGCUGAUAUAAAUCAGGGGAGAGGAAUCCAGUGUGAUGUGAUAAAAUUUGGCUUUGAAGCCGAACUGAUCAUUGGCAAUUCUCUUCUGGACAUGUAUGCUAAAUGUGGUGAAAUGGAUGACUUAUUGAAGGUGUUUUCAUACAUGAGUGCCCAUGACAAUAUAUCAUGGAAUACCGUUAUUGCUUCUAGUGUUCAUUUUGAUGAUUGCACUGUAGGGUUUCAAAUGAUUAAUGAAAUGAGGACUGAAGGGUUGAUGCCAGACGAGGCCACGGUACUAGGUAUCUUGCCCAUGUGUUCGUUGCUUGCAGUACGGCGACAAGGGAAAGAAAUCCAUGGCUAUAUUUUCAAGUUAGGAUUUGAAUCCAAUGUCCCAAUUGGGAAUGCCCUAAUUGAAAUGUACUCCAAAUGUGGUAGUUUAGAAAACUGUACUAAAGUAUUCAACUAUAUGGAAGAAAAAGAUGUGGUGACAUGGACUGCGUUAAUCUCUGCAUUUGGAAUGUAUGGAGAGGGCAAAAAAGCAUUAAAAGCUUUUCAGGAUAUGGAGUUGAGUGGUGUUUUUCCUGAUUCUGUUGCUUUCAUUGCCUUCAUUUUUGCCUGUAGCCAUUCUGGAAUGGUCAAUGAGGGGCUCAGAUUCUUUGAUCGAAUGAAAACAGACUACAAUCUUGAGCCUAGGAUGGAACAUUAUGCUUGUGUCGUCGAUCUUCUGGCUCGAUCUGGCUUACUAGCUCAGGCAGAGGAGUUUAUUCUUUCAAUGCCAAUGAAACCAGAUGCAAGUUUAUGGGGAGCUUUACUUAGUGCCUGUCGAGCAAGUGGGAACACAAAUAUUGCUCAACGUGUCUCAAAGAAAAUUCUUGAGUUGAACUCAGAUAAUACUGGGUAUUAUGUGCUUGUAUCAAAUAUUUAUGCUACCUUAGGAAAGUGGGAUCAGGUGAAAAUGGUUAGAAAUUCCAUGAAAACAAAAGGGCUCAAGAAAGACCCUGGAAGUAGCUGGAUUGAGAUUCAGAAAAGGGUCUAUGUUUUUAGGACUGGUGAUAAAUCAUUUGAACAGUAUGACAAGGUCAAAGAUUUACUUGAAUACCUUGUUGGGUUAAUGGCCAAGGAAGGUUACGUUGCAGACCUGCAAUUUGCUUUGCAUGACGUUGAGGAAGAUGAUAAGAGAGACAUGCUAUGUGGGCAUAGUGAAAGACUUGCAAUUGCCUUCGGAUUGUUAAAUACAAAACCAGGGAGCUCUCUGCUGGUAAUGAAAAACCUUAGAGUAUGUGGAGAUUGUCAUACUGUAACUAAGUACAUAUCUAAGAUAAUGCAACGAGAAAUACUAGUGAGAGAUGCCAAUCGCUUUCACCGUUUCAAGGAUGGAGCCUGUAGUUGUGGAGAUCACUGGUGAAUAAUCAUUAUUUCUAGUACCUGAUUACAUCUUCACAUUGGACUACAAAUAGUCCAGUUGAACUGCUUCAUCUUUGUCCAAGUUUGGUGCAAAUCCAAGAAGGCUCGACUCCUGCUACGUUACACGAUUGCUGUCAAUGUGCAUAAACUCUGCAAGUCAAUGCUAUAACUUUUUUUUUCAACAAACUAAAGGAAGAUUUAGCUCAAGAUAUGCACUUUAGAGCAAUCUACGAGAGCAUUGGAUGCCACAUGAUAUUGUCCAAAAGAUUUCUCCAACUCUUGAUGACCUCUCAUGCUGGCCUAUGAAUCAAAUUUUAAAGUUCUUGGCGCACUCUGUCUUUGCCUUCAGUUUUUCUCUUAAAGGCCACUUUGAUAAUUGGAGAUUCUGGAAUUGUUCACGGCCAGCUUCAGACCUCCUUUUAAGGAGAUAUUUAGCUAUGAACACAAAGAUAACUCAAACAGUGAAGACAUUAUAUCAUCGACUAAAAGAUACCUUAUCCUCAGCAAAUUUGACCCAGAAGCGAGCAACGGCUUUCUCGUAAGGAUCUUGAGAAAGCAAUGGAUUUUGGUUCCAAAUUUCAUCGAUGUAUUCAAGGAUGAUGAGCGGUUCAACGAUCGAUUUUCCAUCAUGAAGCAGCAGUACAGGAACAUUCUUGUGGAUCGGAGUAUUGUUGUUCAGAUCUUGAUCAUCAUAAACGGUGUCAUAUUCUAACCCUUUCAAUUUCAAUGCCCAUACUAUUCUUAGAAUGUACGGACUCGACGUUCUGAUCAAUAGCUUUAGUUCAUCUUCCAUUC
Cucumis melo (muskmelon) is the source of this 3629-nucleotide messenger RNA. Its product is annotated as pentatricopeptide repeat-containing protein At3g03580. The record is from RefSeq and is a predicted model, not a curated record. The transcript is spliced from 4 exons. Lineage: Eukaryota; Viridiplantae; Streptophyta; Magnoliopsida; Cucurbitales; Cucurbitaceae. Gene Ontology annotation, biological process: RNA modification. Gene Ontology annotation, molecular function: protein binding; RNA binding; zinc ion binding. The coding region runs from base 148 to 2835 and encodes 895 amino acids.